Molecule: messenger RNA, 656 nt
Organism: Conger conger (European conger)
Lineage: Eukaryota; Metazoa; Chordata; Actinopteri; Anguilliformes; Congridae
Gene: terb2
Product: telomere repeat binding bouquet formation protein 2
Exons: 6
Coding region: 1-546 (181 amino acids)
Biological process (GO): meiotic attachment of telomere to nuclear envelope; homologous chromosome pairing at meiosis
Cellular component (GO): nuclear inner membrane
Source: RefSeq, a predicted model, not a curated record
AUGAUCGAACUGUCAGAAGGUGGCACCAUCGUUAGCUGGACAUCUGCAGAUUAUCUAUUCAGUGACGAUGCGUCCAGUCCUGAUACGCAAAGGAUAUUUGAGAGUGUGGACUAUGCAGAGGACAGGGUGACGGUUUUCCACAGUCUGUACCUCUCUGCGUGUGAAAAGACCCAGAGCACAGAGUCUGUCUCCAUCGGCCACUACGUGCUGCCCCCAACCUGCAUUCAGAAAGCAUUUUUUGGGAAAAAUAUGGCAUUGGAGUUACCGAGGCCCCAAAAUGAGCGACCCAGAGAAGAAACAAAGAUAAGCCAAGAAGCUGACGUAUUGACAACACCUCAGAAACAAACUUCCCAGUGCUGUAAUGUACAGCAGUACCCCGUCAAUAACAUGGUCACAGGAUAUGUUUUCAUUGAUGCAAUGACAAGGUUUUCGGGCGAACUGCAUGACUUCCUUCCAGGCCACCCUGGGUUCUUAGUUUCUAAAGCUCACAAUGAAAAAUACAGCAUUACAUCAGAUGAAGAAAGAGCAGUGAGGUGUGUGAAAUGAUGGCCUUUACACAGGCAAUGGCUGUAUAUGCUCUUCACGUGUCAUCAAACUGUUCAUCUACAUCUCCUACCAUUACACUGUAAAACAUGAUCAAAUGUAGUACAUUGUAA